Molecule: messenger RNA, 10646 nt
Organism: Fukomys damarensis (Damara mole-rat)
Lineage: Eukaryota; Metazoa; Chordata; Mammalia; Rodentia; Bathyergidae
Gene: Sptb
Product: spectrin beta, erythrocytic
Exons: 36
Coding region: 1050-8102 (2350 amino acids)
Biological process (GO): actin cytoskeleton organization
Cellular component (GO): plasma membrane; spectrin; cortical actin cytoskeleton
Molecular function (GO): actin filament binding; structural constituent of cytoskeleton; phospholipid binding
Source: RefSeq, a predicted model, not a curated record
CAGAUCAAGGAUUUCUGCUUGAGAGACAUAACAGGCUCAGCUUUUGAAAUUGUCCUGUUUUAGUGGAGUUUUCCUUGCCAGAAUUUGGUUCUAAAAGAUUUUUUUCCCCACAAAGACCUGUUUCAAACUCAGUAAUAAGCAAGUGGAUUUUUUGUUUUUUGGUGCUGUGGGUGGAACCCAAGGACUGCAUGUUAAGCACCUGCUCUGCCAAUAAGCAACACCCCAGCCCCUACAAAUGGAUUCUUCCAUGGGAUCCACAGGAGAAGGGAAUAACUACUACCCUGAUGGAUGACUGACUCUUCUUGUAUGACCUCUCCUUUAUUCCUGGGUCUUUGGGAAACUGAACUGUAAGAAGGGCCCAGGCAAGCGUGGGCUGGACUGAAGAGUUCUGUGCCUUUGUAGCACCCACGGAGUUUGCCCCACUUAGUACUUCUCAGUGUCCAAAUGCCCACUAUCAGAUGUGUGACUACAGCUGGCAGUGAAACGUCUUUGCAUGCAUUCAAUAUACAAACUAAACCUGAACAUCUGGCAAUUAAACACCCUUUUCCUGAUGAAUCCUGGAAAAGCGCAUAAUUAUACUCCCAAGCAAAUAACUCGAGUAAGGCUGUUCGCUUGUUAAGAAUACCAGGCAGCAUCAUCAAAGUUAAUAUUCUCUUCUGCAUCUGUGCUCUUUUAAUCUGCACUGCCCUCUCCAUAAUAGCUGAGAUCACCCGGAGGAUGGCUGGUGAGAAAUCCCGCCAGGCACAGCAGGUGGAGAAAGAAGAUGAAAGCUACAGGAAGGUGUGCAGCAAACCUUACUGAGCAAUGACCUUGUAAAAAGUGAACUGCCCUGCAAGCUGCCCGUAUAUUCUUCUGUGUCUCUCUCGAGGUGACUCGGAGGUGCUGUGACGUUCCUCUUGGGCACCAUCGGUUCAAAUGUUUCCUCUGGCCUACUGUACCCACCCCACCCCUGCUUGCAGCUGGCUCCCAGAGACCCGGACAUAGACGUGCAGGGACCCAUCCAUGAAGACUGAGGCAGGCGUAGUAGCCGCUGAGCAGAGCCUGCUGACAUGACAUCGGCCACGGAGUUUGAAAACGUGGGCAACCAGCCACCGUACAGCCGGAUCAAUGCCCGGUGGGAUGCCCCGGACGACGAGCUGGAUAAUGACAACAGCUCGGCCAGGCUCUUUGAGAGGUCCCGGAUCAAGGCACUGGCAGAUGAGCGCGAAGUUGUGCAGAAGAAGACCUUCACGAAAUGGGUCAACUCCCACCUGGCUCGUGUGUCCUGCCGCAUCAGCGAUCUCUACAAGGACCUGAGGGACGGGCGGAUGCUCAUCAAGCUGCUGGAGGUGCUCUCAGGAGAGAUGCUGCCAAGGCCCACCAAGGGGAAGAUGCGCAUCCACUGCCUGGAGAAUGUGGACAAGGCCCUGCAGUUCCUCAAGGAGCAGCGUGUGCACCUGGAGAACAUGGGCUCCCACGACAUUGUGGAUGGCAACCACCGCCUGGUCCUGGGCCUCAUUUGGACCAUCAUCCUCCGCUUCCAGAUUCAGGACAUUGUUGUCCAAACUCAGGAGGGCCGUGAGACACGCUCAGCCAAGGACGCGCUGCUGUUGUGGUGCCAGAUGAAGACAGCGGGCUACCCCCAUGUCAACGUCACCAACUUCACCUCCAGCUGGAAGGAUGGCCUGGCCUUUAACGCCCUGAUACACAAGCACCGGCCUGACCUCAUCGACUUUGACAAGUUGAAGGACUCCAAUGCCCGGCACAACCUGGAGCAUGCAUUUGACGUAGCCGAGCGCCAGCUGGGCAUCAUCCCGCUCCUUGACCCUGAAGAUGUCUUCACAGAAAACCCUGAUGAGAAAUCCAUCAUCACCUAUGUGGUGGCGUUUUACCACUACUUCUCCAAGAUGAAGGUGCUGGCGGUGGAGGGCAAGCGCGUUGGCAAGGUCAUUGACCAUGCCAUUGAGACUGAGAAGAUGAUUGAAAAGUACAGUGGGCUAGCCUCGGACCUGCUCACCUGGAUCGAGCAGACCAUCGUCGUCCUGAACAGCCGCAAGUUCGCCAACUCACUGGCCGGUGUCCAGCAGCAGCUGCAGGCCUUCAGCACCUACCGUACCGUGGAGAAGCCACCUAAGUUUCAGGAGAAGGGGAAUCUGGAAGUCCUACUUUUUACCAUCCAGUCCCGGAUGCGAGCCAAUAAUCAGAAAGUGUACAUACCACACGACGGGAAACUGGUGUCCGACAUCAACCGGGCCUGGGAGAGCCUGGAGGAGGCUGAGUACCAGCGGGAGCUGGCCCUGAGGAGCGAGCUCAUCCGCCAGGAGAAGCUGGAGCAGCUGGCCCGGCGCUUUGACAGGAAGGCCGCCAUGAGAGAGACGUGGCUCAGUGAGAACCAGCGCCUUGUGACACAGGACAAUUUCGGAUAUGACCUGGCAGCUGUGGAGGCCGCCAAGAAGAAGCACGAGGCCAUCGAGACAGACACUGCUGCCUACGAGGAGCGGGUGAAGGCCCUGGAGGACCUGGCCCAGGAGCUGGAGAGGGAAAACUACCAUGACCAGAAGCGCAUCAUGGCCCGCAAGGACAACAUCCUGCGCCUGUGGAGCUACCUGCAGGAGCUGCUGCGGUCCCGGCGCCAGAGGCUCGAGACUACCCUGGAGCUGCAAAAGCUCUUCCAGGACAUGCUGCACAGCAUCGACUGGAUGGACGAGAUCAAGGCGCACCUCUUGUCUGCUGAGUUUGGGAAGCACCUGUUGGAGGCUGAGGACUUGCUCCAGAAACACAAGCUGAUGGAAGCUGACAUCGCCAUUCAAGGGGACAAAGUGAAGGCCAUCACUGCGGCCACCCUGCCGUUCAUCGAGAGCACAGGGUACCAGCCUUGCGACCCCCAGGUCAUCCAGGACCGAGUCAGCCACCUGCAGCAGUGCUUUGGGGAGCUGAGUGACAUGGCAGCCGGGCGGAAGGCCCAGCUGGAGCAGUCAAAGCGGCUCUGGAAGUUCUUCUGGGAGAUGGAUGAGGCCGAGAGCUGGAUCAAGGAGAAGGAGCAGAUCUACUCCUCCUUGGACUAUGGCAAGGACCUGACCAGUGUGCUCAUCCUGCAGCGCAAGCACAAGGCUUUUGAAGAUGAGCUCCGAGGGCUGGAUGCCCACCUGGAGCAGAUCUUCCAGGAGGCUGAGGGCAUGGUCGCGCGCAAGCAGUUUGGACACCCGCAGAUCGAGGCCCGCGUCAAGGAGGUGUUGGCCCAGUGGGAACAGCUGAAGGAGCUGGCUGCCUUUCGCAAGAAGAACCUCCAAGACGCGGAGAACUUCUUCCAGUUCCAGGGUGAUGCGGAUGACCUGAAGGCCUGGCUACAAGAUGCCCACCGGCUGCUCUCUGGUGAAGAUGUGGGGCAGGAUGAAGGGGCCACACGGGCCCUGGAGAAGAAGCACCGGGACUUUCUGGAGGAGCUGGAGGAAAGCCAUGGAGUGAUGGAGCACUUGGAGCACCAGGCCCAGGGCUUCCCUGAAGCGUUCCGGGAUUCCCCAGAUGUGACCAGUCGGCUGCAGGCCCUCCGAGAGCUCUACCAGCAGGUGGUGGCCCAGGCGGACUUGCGUCGACAGAGGCUGCAGGAAGCCCUGGACUUGUACACGGUGUUUGGGGAGUCGGACGCCUGCCAGCUGUGGAUGAGGGAGAAGGAGAAGUGGCUGGCCCAAAUGGACAUCCCGGACACCCUGGAGGACCUGGACGUCGUGCAGCACAGGUUUGACAUCCUUGACCAGGAGAUGAAGAAUUUGAAGGCUCAGAUUGACGGUGUGAACCUCGCUGCCAGCAACCUGAUGGAGAGCGGCCACCCCCGCAGCAGAGAGGUGAAGAAGUACCAGGACGGCCUGAAUACCAGGUGGCAGAGCUUCCAGGACUUGGUGUCACAACGGAGGGAGGCAGUGGACUCGGCCCUCCGGGUGCACAACUACUGCGUCGACUGCGAGGAGACCAGCAAGUGGAUAUCGGACAAGACAGUAGUCGUGGAGUCUAUAAAGGACCUGGGGCAGGACUUGGCGCGCAUCAUCACCGUCCAGAGGAAGUUGUCAGGGCUGGAACGAGACGUGGCAGCCAUCCGGGACCGUGUGGGGGCCUUGAGGCACAAGUCACAGCAGCUGAUGGAGUCACACCCCGAGCAGAAGGACAACAUUGGCCAGCGGUAUGCAGAUGUUGAGAAGCUGUGGGAAAAAUUGCAAGAAGCCCUGAAGGACCAGGAAGCCUCCCUGGGUGAAGCCAGCAAGCUGCAGGCCUUCCUGCAGAAGCUGGAUGAAUUCCAGGCCUGGCUGUCCCUGGCCCAGAAGGCUGUGGCCUCUGAGGACAUGCCUGAGUCACUCCCGGAGGCUGAGCAGCUCCUGCAGCAGCAUGCAGCCCUCAAGGAUGAGAUUGACAGUCACCAGGAAAGCUACCAGCAGAUCAAAGACUCCGGGGAGAAAGUGAUUGAACAGUUCAUACAGCAGCAUGCAGCCAUCAAGCAGGAGAUUGACAGUCACCAAGAGGGCUACCAGCAGCCCGGGGCCUCCGGAGAGCAGGCAACUGAAGGCCAGAAGUACCCAGAGUACCAGCUCCUGGGCCAGCGGCUGGAGGGCCUGGGUACUGGCUGGGAUGCCCUGCACAGGAUGUGGGAGAGUCGCGACCACUCUCUCAGACAGUGCCAUGGCUUUCAGGAGUUCCAGAAAGAUGCCAAGCAGGCAGAAGCCAUCCUCAGCAACCAGGAAUAUACUCUGGCUCACGUGGAGCCCCCAGGUUCCCUAGCAGCUGCCGAGGCCGGGAUCCGGAAAUUUGAGGAUUUUUUGAUGUCUAUGGAGAACAAUAAGGAUAAGGUCUUGAGUCCUGUGGAUGCUGGGAACAAGCUGGCAGCCGAGGGAAACCUGUAUGCGGACAAGAUCAAGGAGAAGGUGCAACUGAUAGAGGACAGGCACCAGAAGAACAACCAGAGGGCCCAGGAGGCCACGGUUCUCCUGAAAGACAACCUGGAGCUACAGAACUUCUUCCAGAACUGCCAGGAGCUCACUCUCUGGAUCAAUGACCAGCUGCUGACGUCUCUGGAUGUCUCCUAUGACGAAACACGCAACCUUCACAACAAGUGGCUGAAGCACCAGGCAUUUCUGGCCGAGCUGGCUUCGCACCAAGGGUGGCUGGAGAACAUCGAUGCGGAAGGGAAGCAGCUGAUGGAGGAGAAGCCCUGGUACAAGCAGAGGGUGUCUGAGAGGUUAGAAGCCUUGCACAGGCUCUGGGAUGAGCUGCAGGACACAACCAAGAAGACGACCCAGGAACUCUCAAAGGCCAGGAGCUCUGACCUGCGCUCGCAGACCGAAGCGGACCUCAACAAAUGGAUCAGUGCCAUGGAGGACCAACUGCGAUCAGAUGACCUGGGCAAAGACCUGACCAGUGUCAACCGGAUGUUGGCUAAGUUGAAGCGAGUGGAGGACCAAGUGAAUGUGCGUAAGGAAGAGCUGGAGGAGCUGUUUACCUCGUUGGGAGAAGACGCAGACCUGAGUGUUGAGAAGCGGUUCCUGGACCUUCUGGAACCACUGGGGAAGAGGAAGAAGCAGCUGGAAUUAUCCAGAGCCAAGCUGCAGAUCAGCCGGGACUUAGAGGAUGAGACGCUCUGGGUGGAGGAGAGGCUGCCACUGGCCCAGUCAGAUGACUAUGGCACUAAUCUGCAGACCGUGCAGCUGUUCAUGAAGAAGAACCAGACGCUGCAGAAUGAGGUCCAGGGCCAUGCGCCGCGGGUGGAGGAUGUGCUGCAGCGAGGGAAGCAACUGGUGGUGGCGACAGAGACCGACCUCCGGGACAUCGAGGAGCGCCUGGGGCACCUGCAGACCUCCUGGGAGGUGCUGCAGCAGGCAGCGGUGGGGCGGGGGCAGCGCCUGCGGGACGCCCACGAGGCGCAGCAGUACUACAUGGAUGCUGAUGAGGCUGAGGCCUGGAUCAGUGAGCAGGAGCUCUACAUCUUCUCCGACGAGCCCCCCAAGGAAGAAGAGGGCGCCAUUGUGAUGCUGAAACGGCACCUUCGGCUGCAGCGCACAGUGGAGGAGUACGGGAGGAACAUUAAGCAGCUGGCUGGCCGGGCCCAGAGCCUGCUGGCUGCUGGCCACCCGGAGGGGGAGCAGAUUAUCAGACAUCAGGGACAGGUGGACAAGCAGUAUGCAGGGCUGAAGGACAUGGCCGAAGAACGCAGGCGCAAGCUAGAGAACAUGUACCACCUAUUCCAGCUGAAGAGGGAGGCCGACGACCUGGAGCAGUGGAUCAUAGAAAAGGAGAAGGUGGCCUCCGACCAGGAGAUGGGCCAAGACUUUGACCACGUGACUAUGCUCAGAGAUAAGUUCCGAGACUUUGCCCGGGAGACCGGGGCGAUCGGGCAGGAGCGGGUGGACAAUGUGAAUGUCAUCAUCGAGCGGCUCAUCGACGCUGGCCACAGCGAGGCUGCCACCAUCGCCGAGUGGAAGGACGGGCUGAACGACAUGUGGGCGGACCUGCUGGAGCUCAUCGACACGCGCAUGCAGCUGCUGGCCGCCUCCUACGACCUGCACCGCUACUUCUACACGGGCACCGAGAUCCUGGGCCUCAUCGACGAGAAGCACCGGGAGCUGCCCGAGGACGUGGGGCUGGACGCCAGCACGGCGGAGUCCUUCCACCGCGUGCACACCGCCUUCGAGCGGGAGCUCCACCUGCUGGGCGCGCAGGUACAGCAGUUCCAGGACGUGGCCACGCGCUUGCAGACGGCGUAUGCCGGGGAGAAGGCGGAUGCCAUCCAGAGCAAGGAGCAGGAGGUGUCUGCUGCCUGGCAGGCACUGCUUGAUGCCUGUGCCGGGCGCCGGACCCAGCUAGUGGACACGGCGGACAAAUUCCGCUUCUUCAGCAUGGUCCGAGACCUCCUCUCCUGGAUGGAGAGCAUCAUCCGGCAGAUCGAGACCCAGGAGAAGCCCAGGGAUGUCUCCUCAGUGGAACUGCUCUUGAAGUAUCACCAGGGCAUCAAGGCAGAGAUCAACACCCGAGCCAAGAACUUCAACACCUGCCUGGAGCUUGGGGAGUCCCUGCUGCAGCGGCAGCACCAGGCCUCGGAUGAGAUCCGGGAGAAACUGCAGCAGAUGAUGGCCAAGCGGGUAGAGAUGGACAGGAAGUGGGCGGAGCGCGAUGACCGGCUUCGCAUGUUGCUCGAGGUGUGUCAGUUCUCGAGGGAUGCCUCCGUGGCCGAAGCGUGGCUGAUCGCCCAGGAGCCCUACUUGGCUAGCCGGGACUACGGGCACACAGUGGACAGCGUGGAGAAGCUAAUCAAGAGGCACGAGGCUUUUGAGAAGUCCACGGCCACCUGGGCAGAACGCUUUGCUGCCCUGGAGAAACCCACCACGCUUGAGCUUAAAGAACAACACCAAUCCCCAGAGAGACCCACGGAGGAGCCAGGGCCUCAAGAGGAGGAAGGCGAGACAGCAGGGGAGGCCUACCGUGCGACCACCACGGAGAGAACAUCCCCGGGGGAAGAAGAGCAGUCACGGCCUCAGGACCUGCAGCCACCACCCCUGCCAGGGCAGCGUGACAAGUCCAGCGGGGAUGACAGGCCUGCCACAGAGCCCCUCUUUAAGGUCCUGGACACGCCUCUGAGUGAGGGUGAUGAGCCCACAACGCUGCCAGCCCAGCUGGACCACGGGCACAGCGUACAGAUGGAAGGCUACCUGGGCCGCAAGCACGACCUGGAAGGACCCAACAAGAAGGCGUCCAACAGGUCCUGGAACAACCUCUACUGCGUGCUCAGGAACAGCGAGCUGACCUUCUACAAGGACGCCAAGAACCUAGCUCUGGGGGUGCCCUACCAUGGGGAGGAGCCCCUGGCCCUGCGUCACGCCAUCUGUGAGGUUGCUGCCAGCUACAAGAAGAAGAAGCAUGUCUUCAAGCUGAGGCUGAGCAACGGCAGCGAGUGGCUCUUCCACGGCAAGGAUGAGGAGGAGAUGCUGUCCUGGCUGCAAGGCAUGAGCAUGGCCAUUAACGAGUCCCAGAGCAUCCGCACCAAGGCGCAGAGCCUGCCCCUGCCCUCCCUCACCGGGCCCGACGUCAGCCUCGGCAAGAAGGACAAGGAAAAGAGAUUCAGCUUCUUCCCCAAAAAGAAGUAGCAGCAAGCGGCCCUGCGGGUGGGGACACGCAGGGACCAGGGCCACUGCCCCGUCCUCCUCCCGCCCGCACCUGUCUGCUCACCGCCCUCGGGGCCGACACACUGCAGUGCUGCUGCCAGCACGCCCUCCCCCCAGCUGGCGGGUUCUCCCUUCUCCCCAAAAGCUGGAAUGGGCUAUGGGGCUCCUGGACUGUCCACUCCCACGGCAAGCCUUGCUUGGGGUUACGGCCCACUCGGCCAUAGCCAGGGAAAGGGUAAGGGGAGAGGGACUUGGGGCAACUGACCUGUCCCCUAGGAGCAAGGUGCUGCUAGGGACUGAUCGGACAAGGGCCGCAGGCCUGGGUGUGGCCAGCAGCCUCCCCACUGGCUUCUUCAGAACAGGCCUCCCUUCCCAGGGCCUGUGUGCCCCUUCCUCUCCCCUUUUCACCAGAAGGCAGAGCCCCCUGGCCCUGUUUAGUGGGUCCUGGAUGAAGAGCCUCCAGCUGCCCGGGCAGAGCAUAAGGAGGAAGGACCAGCAGCUCUCACACCAUUCCUCCAAAAGCCCUGGUUAGAGCGUGGGGCUCGGGGCUCAGAGGGAAGGAGGGUCAGACAGGUCCCCUGUGCAGAGCCCUCUGGCCAAGCCCAGGAGCGGCUGAACGAGCAACAGUGAGCAGUGUAGGCCCCUUAUGCAACACGGAGUAAAGCAUCCCAGAGCCAAUGCCUGCUGUGUCCGGCCUGUCUACAGCCCCUCCCGCCCAGGGCUACUGACUGGGCAGAGAACAGUUACCACCCGGUGUGUAUCGCCAUCAUGCGACACAUCUACCCCUGAACAGCUGGGAUUGAAAGCUGGGCCAGAGCCACGAGGGUGUGGCCCUUCUUGAUCAGGUCCCGAAGGUCUGGCCUGAGGUUCUGGGUGUCACAUACAGAGGUCACCAAACAUCUACCACCCUCGAGCACCAAAAGGGAUGCUUCAGUCUGGCCCCAGGAAGAGACGCCCGGUGCUUCUGGAAGGGGGCUCCACUGGACCCCCUUAGUGCCGACCAGGGCUCCAUGAGGACUUUCCCCGCCACCGUACUCUGAAAGCAGUACAGCUUCAGCUUUCCUCACCCGGCCAUAGCCGAGAGGGGCCAUGUUGGGGACGGCAGGUGUGUUCUGAGGGAGGCCAUGAGGGUCCCCAGGGCCCACAGCCAGUUUCCGGGGCCUUCCCUGUGGGAAGGAGCCUUGGCUGUGUGGAGAGGAGUCUGGUGAGGCUCGCGGAGAAGCCAUGGGGGAGGCACCCAGUGUUACAGACCUCCCGGGAUCCCUGCGCACUGUCAAGUGACGCCAGCGCCAGUGACAGGAAGCACAGCAGAGAAGUAGCCAGUGGAGCCUGACAUCCCCAGGUCCGGUGUUCCACCUCCGUAGCCAGGGUCUUCAUUUGGCCUCAACUGUAGGACUCUGUAGCCCUCUGCUUCUACAGGGAACCCAGUGUGUAGCAUUCACCAGCCUUUCUCCAGCCGGGGAAACCAAGACGAGAGGCAGAUUGGUGACUAUACUCACCUGUGCACCCGAGAGCAUGUCCACCUCUAGGGCAGACCGCAGGCUCCUUGCUGAGGGGUGGAAGGUCCCAAGCAGCUCUCGGCUGUUCCCUUGGACCAGUCUUUAGGGAGCCAAGAUAUGAGGGUCGACCCUCUCCCCUCCAAGGGGCCCAAGUAGCACCUAAAGUGAGACAUUUCCAGUGGGUGACUCCACAGAGCUUAGAAACUGAGCUCCAAUGGAAGAGCUAGGAUUUCACCACCCCAAGUCCCCAGACUGGGCAAGGGCAGCCAGCUGCAUGCAGACCCAUCACCUCCCGCCAGCUCCCCACACAUCUACCCAUGUCACCCAGGUCCCAAGACACCCAACCAACUGGACUGACACUGCAGGUGCCCACCUUCGGGAGACCCUGUGCCACUCUAGCGCUAAGCUCUCCUGGUGCCCUGGCACUGUAUCUUUUCCUUCCGUCCUUCCUUUUCCCCCCUCACAUUCCCUACUUUGCAGUCUUUUCCUCACAGUAUUCCUAGAUUGGCACAGCUCCAGCCCACACCAGCAUAAGACUUCCUCCUGGGAUCCAUCUACAGGAAGCUCUUCCGGGCUUGGUCGGGCAGUCCUGCUUUCCUCUCCUUCCCUGUCUCAGACUCCGGCUGAGGGCAAAACCGGAGGCACCUGGGAUUCCCAGCCCCACCUACCUCCUGCAGUAACAAACAGGAGGCCCGUGACAGGCUUGGCUUCCCGACUCCACUCCGGUCUGUCUGGGAGCAGCCAGGUCCCCUUGGCUGAUCCUGGGUCCCCUUCCUCCAUCAGUGGGAGGAAGCAGAGAUCCAGAGGAGGAUGCGGCCAGCAGGCCACACAGCUUGGUCCCUUGGUCAAUCAAGCUCAGGGAGCACUCAGAAGAGGUGACCUCCGAGGAGUGCGACCCCGUUGGACAGACCAUGUCAUCUGGGGCUGGCCCCGGGGCCGGCUGGGCCUCGCCCACCACCUGCUCACACGUGCUUCCACCACCCAGAGGACACUCAUUUACUAGUUUUUCUAAUAAAUCAGUAAUGCU